Erinaceus europaeus (western European hedgehog) is the source of this 3612-nucleotide messenger RNA. RefSeq names its product Wnt family member 3 (gene WNT3). The coding region runs from base 186 to 1610 and encodes 474 amino acids. The record is from RefSeq and is a predicted model, not a curated record. The transcript is spliced from 5 exons. Gene Ontology annotation, biological process: canonical Wnt signaling pathway; multicellular organism development; neuron differentiation. Gene Ontology annotation, cellular component: extracellular region. Gene Ontology annotation, molecular function: cytokine activity; frizzled binding. Lineage: Eukaryota; Metazoa; Chordata; Mammalia; Eulipotyphla; Erinaceidae.
CUUCUCACUCUCCAUCUCUCACGGUUCCUGUCUCAGGGGGGUCACCGAGCCGGGAGAGAAAGGAAGUUACCCAUCCACGGCCAAGCCAAGUGGCCUCCACUUGAACGCCCGGCUAAACCCCAGCUCCCUGAACCUGGCUGGCUGGAGCCGCGGCGGUCCCAGACCAGCAGGGGGUUUUGUAUGUCAUGCCCCCACCCCCAAGUUCCCAGUGUGUCCGGAACGCGGGCUUUGCCCAAGUUUGCUGGGUUAUGCCCUUCCCGGAGCCCGACCCGUGGGCCCGGCGGGAGGGGUACAUGAUUGACAGGCUGAACUACAGACUCAUCUCUUACCUUAGGCCGCGGGCGCUGAUUGGCUGCUCGCUGACAUCCUCAAACCCGGCUGCUCUGCGCUGGGCUCGGAAGGGGGGCGACUGCGGGUGGAGGUGCGCUUCUGACAAGCCCGAAAGUCAUUUCCAAUCUCAAGUGGACUUUGUUCCAACUAUUGGGGCCAUCGCUCCCCCUCUUCAUGAUCACGGGCAAACUUCCUCCUCCGCACUGCUUCUAAUGGAGCCCCACCUGCUCGGUCUGCUCCUCGGCCUCCUGGUCGCUGGCACCCGGGUCCUCGCCGGCUACCCAAUUUGGUGGUCCCUGGCCCUGGGCCAGCAGUACACAUCUCUGGGUUCCCAGCCCCUACUCUGCGGCUCCAUCCCAGGGCUGGUCCCCAAGCAACUUCGCUUCUGCCGCAAUUACAUUGAGAUCAUGCCCAGUGUGGCUGAAGGAGUGAAGUUGGGCAUCCAGGAGUGCCAGCAUCAGUUCCGGGGCCGCCGCUGGAACUGCACUACCAUAGAUGACAGCCUGGCUAUCUUUGGACCUGUCCUCGACAAAGCCACCCGGGAGUCGGCCUUCGUGCAUGCCAUUGCCUCUGCUGGCGUGGCCUUCGCUGUCACGCGUUCCUGUGCUGAGGGCACCUCCACCAUCUGUGGCUGUGACUCCCAUCAUAAGGGGCCACCUGGCGAAGGCUGGAAGUGGGGUGGCUGCAGUGAGGACGCUGACUUCGGGGUGCUUGUGUCUCGGGAAUUUGCAGAUGCACGGGAGAACAGGCCCGAUGCGCGCUCAGCCAUGAACAAGCACAACAACGAAGCUGGCCGCACGACCAUUCUGGACCACAUGCACCUCAAGUGCAAGUGCCAUGGGCUGUCGGGCAGCUGUGAGGUGAAGACCUGCUGGUGGGCCCAGCCUGAUUUCCGCGCCAUUGGAGACUUCCUCAAGGACAAGUAUGACAGUGCCUCAGAGAUGGUGGUGGAGAAGCACCGUGAGUCCCGGGGCUGGGUGGAGACACUCCGAGCCAAGUACUCGCUCUUCAAGCCACCCACUGAGAGGGACCUGGUCUACUAUGAAAACUCCCCCAACUUUUGCGAGCCCAACCCUGAAACAGGCUCCUUCGGCACCAGGGACCGGACUUGCAAUGUCACCUCUCAUGGCAUUGAUGGUUGUGACCUGCUCUGCUGUGGCCGUGGCCACAACACAAGGACGGAGAAGCGAAAGGAGAAAUGCCACUGCAUCUUCCAUUGGUGCUGCUAUGUGAGCUGCCAGGAGUGCAUCCGCAUCUAUGACGUGCACACCUGCAAGUAGGAGCCAGGGCACUGGGAACAAGUAAAACGUGUACACGGAUGGGCAGAUUCACUGAAAUCCGAUGGAAAGCAGGAUGUACAGCUGGGCUCAGACCUCAGCCUCAGAGAGCUGGGAAUCUGAUGUUGCCAGAUGCAUGUGCGGUAAAUGACCUGGACCCAACCUGCCCACCUGCUGCCCGGGAGGACUCUCUCCCUCUCUUAUCUUAAGUUUCUCACUUUGAAUGGUGUGUGGUUUUUUUUAAGGAAGGUGCUUUCUUUCUUAGUUCUCUAAGGUCUGAUAGGAACAGACCCAAGGCUUAUCUUUGCACAUGUUAAAGAAAAUAAAAAAUGGAGAAAACAAAACAAGCAAACGAAAGACCUCCAACAGAGCAGGCUGGGUGAAUGUGAGCUAUUGGCCUGGUAGGCAAGACUGUCUCCAAACUUCUUAGGGUGACAUUCCAAGAUGUCUGUGAGGGAGUUAGGAAGUAGGACAAGUCCUUGCAGUCCCCCUUUUCUCUGUCUGUUCACAUUCAAAUUGGAUAGACUUUCACAUUCUGAUAAAAGCCAUAGGUUUAGCUAGGGUCAAGUGGUAGGGACGCCGGAGGCCAUUGUUAUGUAGGAGUUUGGGUUUUGAAGAACUAGGAAUUCUAGGUGACCCAACCAAACUGUUUGAAGAAGAGCUAUGCGUUCUUCUGUCUCAUUUUCUCUGUAGCCUUGUUCUGUGCAAGAGGUUCAUCUGAACUGCAGUUGGAUCUCAAAAUCUUUUUCUACCAUUCUGCAGUUUCCACCAUUAACACAGUAUUUUUUUUUUUUGUAGUGGAUGUUGUAAAUAGGUUAUGUAUUGGGAUGCGUGUAUGUUGGGGAUGUGGGAGCCUUCUCCAGUCCAUAUGUCUCCUUAAAAAGUGGUAUCUUUAGAAGGGGCCAUUGGGUACCCUCACCCACCACCCCUGCCUGCUCCCUAGUCCUGCCCUUUUAGUAAUCCAAAAGCAGUUAGUACAGCAACAGAACAGCAAUCUAUUCCUGAAAUUCCCAUUUUGUGACUGAUAGGUUGGAAGGAUAAAAAUGAUUUCAUUUCCUUUCCAAUAAGAACAGUUCCCCUUUUCUUUCUUUUCCCAUGUGAGUAUAAACAGAAAUGCAAACUUUUGACAGAUCUCCCAGCUUCACAUAUAUGCUGUGAUAGCAUUAAUCCAUGCAGGAUUAUGGAUUAUUAAUCCAUGGAUCCAAGAGGGUAGGGGGUAUGCAGUGUCUCAGACCAGAGUUCUUGCUUCACACUGGGCCCCUAGAGUGUCCUAAUGGAUAUUGCCAAGAUGGAGGCAAGGGGACCUACUAUUACUGAUCAACCCAGCAGCUUUGUCUUAAGGAGACAUGGAAAGAAGAACCACAGCCAGGGGCAUAGAAUAGUCAGAGAUUUCUCUUCCUUUUCUCCCUUCUCUCUUCAGUCUACCUAAUGCUGAUCUAAAAUCCCAGGUCUUUUUGCUUGCUUAAGCAGGCUUGCCAAAACAAUGAUCUAUAGGCCAUGCCUGCACUCUUGAACCUACCAGCAAUGAGCCCUGCUAAUGAUACACAUGCCAUGUCCUCUCUUGAGUUGGAACUACCCCUCCCCAUCUCUCCAUAGACUGAAAAUUUUCUAUCAUGCCAAUGGGACAAUGCUUGCUUUAUGUGAGGGUUAUUUCAACAGAAUGAAUACAAAUUUUGAAAAGUCUUUUCAUAUCUAUGUAUUCUAUAUUAAAAUGAUAAAGUCAUGUUUCUGGGGUGUGUUCAAGUAGCUGAUAAGUAAUUAUUUAAUAAUAGUACAUUGAGUGCAUUGUAAUUAUUCUUGCAGUAGUCAGGUAAUAGUAUCCAACAGAAUUUCCUACCAACCUGCUGUAUCCAAAGUUUUGUAAAAAGUUGUAGAAGUUGUUGAUCUUUUUGAUUUUAUAUUCAAAAAGUCUUUUUAUAAAUAUUAUUUAUUAUACAAUGUAUAUACCUUUGAGUUAACUAAGAUUAUAUAUUAUAUAAAUAUAUAUAUAUUUGGAGAAAAUAUA